CCAGGUCCUACUGUCUGUCUCUUUCCAGGCAUUUAAACUCCCAGAUUCAGGUUUGCUUGUACAUCUCUGCCUCGUGCAUUCCUGACAGCAGAGCUUAUUGACAGCUGUCUUAAUUGAGGAAAAGCCAUCCACCUCUUCUGGUUAUUGCCAUGAGGAAGCUGUACACCCUCUUUCUCUUUGUAGUGGGCUCCUUUUACUUGAACGGAAGCAGUGCAGCAGAUGCUGAAGAAAAGCUCAUGAAUUACCUGCUGAGUCCUGCCAGGUACAAUAAGUUGAUUCGACCUGCUGUCAACUCAUCCCAGCUGGUAUCUAUAGAACUCCUGGUUUCCCUGGCACAGCUCAUCAGUGUGAAUGAACGGGAGCAGAUCAUGACUACAAACGUCUGGCUGAACCAGGAGUGGAUUGACUACCGUUUGGCCUGGAAGCCCUCUGACUAUGAGGGGAUUGAUAAGCUGAGGAUACCUGCAAAACACAUCUGGUUGCCAGACAUUGUGCUUUACAACAAUGCUGAUGGCACAUAUGAAGUCUCACUCUACACAAAUGCCAUUGUGAAGAACAAUGGCAGCAUCCGUUGGCUGCCUCCAGCCAUUUACAAGAGUGCCUGCAAGAUUGAAGUGAAGCAUUUCCCCUUUGAUCAGCAGAACUGCACUCUCAAGUUCCGUUCCUGGACCUACGAUCACACAGAAAUAGACAUGGUGCUGAAAACCUCCACGGCCAGCAUGGAUGACUUCACACCCAGUGGAGAGUGGGACAUUGUAGCCCUCCCAGGAAGAAGGACUGUAAACCCUUUGGACCCCAAUUAUGUGGAUGUGACGUAUGACUUCAUUAUUAAGAGGAAACCUCUCUUUUACACCAUCAAUCUUAUCAUUCCCUGUGUGCUAAUUACAUCCUUAGCCAUCCUGGUGUUCUACUUGCCUUCAGACUGUGGGGAAAAAAUGACCUUAUGCAUAUCUGUGUUGCUUGCCUUGACUGUGUUCUUGCUGCUGAUCUCCAAAAUCGUCCCCCCGACAUCUCUAGAUGUUCCACUGAUAGGGAAGUAUCUCAUGUUCACAAUGGUCCUCGUGACCUUCUCAAUAGUGACCAGUGUCUGUGUACUCAACGUCCACCACAGAUCUCCAAGUACUCACACUAUGCCCCCCUGGGUAAAAGUGGUUUUUCUUGAAAGACUCCCAGCCUAUCUGUUCAUGAAGCGUCCAGAAAAUCCCCCUCCAAGGCAAAAGCUCUGCAACUGCAAGAAGACCAAGGCAGAAAAUCCAUGUAUGGACCCAGCUGACUUCUACAAGAACUCAACGUAUUUUUUGAACGCAGCCUCUGCAAAAAAAUAUGACAUGAAAAUCACUGAGACUCUUGACAGUGCCAGCAGCCAUCGAGACUUUAGGUUAAGAACAGGCACCAAAUUUUCUCCUGAAGUCCAAGAAGCAAUUGAUGGAGUCAGUUUUAUAGCAGAGCACAUGAAAAGUGAUGACAAUGAUCAGAGUGUCAUUGAAGAUUGGAAGUAUGUUGCCAUGGUAGUGGACAGGCUGUUCCUCUGGAUAUUCGUCCUUGUUUGUGUCCUGGGCACUGUUGGAUUAUUUCUGCAGCCACUUUUUCAGAACCACACAGCUGCCAUGAACCCUUAG
Molecule: messenger RNA, 1619 nt
Organism: Calypte anna (Anna's hummingbird)
Lineage: Eukaryota; Metazoa; Chordata; Aves; Apodiformes; Trochilidae
Gene: CHRNB4
Product: cholinergic receptor nicotinic beta 4 subunit
Exons: 6
Coding region: 150-1619 (489 amino acids)
Biological process (GO): signal transduction; monoatomic ion transmembrane transport; regulation of membrane potential
Cellular component (GO): postsynaptic membrane; neuron projection; synapse
Molecular function (GO): acetylcholine-gated monoatomic cation-selective channel activity; transmembrane signaling receptor activity
Source: RefSeq, a predicted model, not a curated record